This is a messenger RNA of Emericellopsis cladophorae, 4665 nucleotides long. RefSeq names its product COPII coat assembly protein-like protein. Gene Ontology annotation, biological process: COPII vesicle coat assembly; Golgi organization; autophagy. The coding region runs from base 1 to 4665 and encodes 1554 amino acids. Gene Ontology annotation, cellular component: ER to Golgi transport vesicle membrane; endoplasmic reticulum exit site. The record is from RefSeq and is a predicted model, not a curated record. Lineage: Eukaryota; Fungi; Ascomycota; Sordariomycetes; Hypocreales; Bionectriaceae. The transcript is spliced from 6 exons.
AUGGCGGCCGAGACGCUUCCGAACUCGUCGUGGCAUCCGGCGCUGAUGCCCGAUCACGAGUCGCCGACGAAACUGUCGCCCAAUCUCGAACCACAGCCCUCGCCUGGUGCAUCUCCCGAUUCACUGCACAACGGCACCCCCCUCGAACAAGAGCCGGAGCCCUUCCAUCUUGACGAACACUCCGAACGCACCGGUAUCAGUAAUAGCGACAAUGUGCGCACCGACCCUCUACCUGCCCAUAUUGGCGACCAAGGCGGCGCAUGGCUAACCAUGGAGCAGUCUGUACGGAGGGCUCCAUCGAAACACGCUAGCUCCAUGUCCUUUGCGCGUACUGUCUCCCAUGAAGUCAGUUUCGCAGACGGCGACGAGGACGAGGCCGACUGGACACCACCGAGAACAGACACAGACCCCUUCAAGUUUAUGGCGCCUUCGGAUCGAUCCAACACAUUCCCAGUUCCUGCGCCUAUCGUCCCCAACGGCGCGGUUGAGCAGCCGCUUCCCGCAAACCAGGCCAUGGAGGCUUUUGGUGAAUCAGAGGAUCAGGACUGGGCACUGGGAGAUGGCGGGGAGGAUUUGUCUCCAUCGCAAGACGGACAAGAUCAGCAACGCCUGCCGUCGGGUGCUGAGCCGUCAGAGAGCCGACAUGGUCCCACCAGGUCGAUGGGUGGUGAUGCGCAGCCAAACGAAGACGAUGCCGCCGAGACACGCUUCGAAGAGGGAAUGCCACUCCUGCCAGGCUCUGACAGCCACCCCGCUGAGUCGACGACCACGCACAAAAAGCAAGGACCUGACUUAUUUGCCGAAGACGAGCCCAACGACGAUGAUUUCUUUGGUCAGAUUGGAAACUCUGCCCCCUCUGAUGAGCCUUCGAUAGAACCACUCGAACGAAAGUCGACAUCGCAAGUAACAGGUGACCUAUCCACCGAGCCGCUCCCGAGGCAGAAUACCUUUGGGACUUUGCAAGAGGAUGACGAACCGCCCUCUGACACUGCCAAGGAUCCCACGGCUCCAGCGCCUACUCGCGGCGGUCAUAGGAGGACUAAGACUCAAGACUUGAAAGCAAAUUGGGAGGCUGCGUUGAUGGACGAUGAGGAUGAUGACCUGCUCCUGGAUGAUGACGAGGAGGAGAACAAGGACUUGAACACAGCUGGGUUCCUUGGAAGCGACGACGAGGGGCUUCUUGAAGAUGAGGGAGGGUAUCCCACCCCAGCAGCACAGCAACCUGCUCCGAGGCAGACAUCGAGCUCAAAUCCGUACGCUCCACAAUCGUAUCGGCAACCCGCUACGGUACCGGCGCACUCGAGCCAGCAGUCCGCAACAGGGUCAUACUUCAACCCGCCCGCCCCAGCCAAUGCGUACCCAGGCGGACCGCAGUAUGGACGGCCCCCGCUGCCAGGCUCUGAUCAACCCAAGGCGCAGAGCUUUGCAGACAAGUCCAAAGGCGGUUACGCUUCGCCAUACGACCUACCAACUGACAUUAUUGCGAGCGUGCCAAAACCUCGCAAGAGGCCGAGCACGCAGCAAAUGUAUGCGCCAAGUGCCCCGGCUCAGCAAGGGCCUCCCCCAGGUCCUCCAAGCAGAGUUACCGAGCGCAGUCACCUGUGCAGCAGCAACCUGGUCCACCUCAAGGUCCACCGCAGGGUCCUCCUCAGUGAGCCCAUACGCCGCAUUGCAGUCUGGUUCCGGCCACAUCCCACCACCAUCUGGCAACGCUUCUCGAUACUCACCCUCACCUGGGCAGGCCCCAGCAACAGGCACGGUUCCUCCACCUGGCAGCACGCGAUAUUCCCCUGCUCCCCUGCCAGUGCCUCGACAAUCGAGCUAUAUCACUCGCCAAACACCGCCGCCUCCAGGGAUGCCACGUCUAUAACCAUGACCAUGGUUGCCCCAACGGACGGCCGGGAGCAAGAUCCCUUGCAGCGGUGGAAAGGAGUGCCCCUCUUCACCUGGGGCGCUGGAGGCGCUGUUGUCACGUCAUUCCCAAAAAGCAUACCAAGGUACUCGAUGGGAUCGUCGACGCCCACAGUCACCAGAACUCCUGGUGAGGUCAAAAUGCAGAACAUCCGAGACAUUGACACGCUGCCUGAGCGUCUAAUUAACUUCCCCGGCCCAUUGAAAGGAAAGUCCAAAAAGAAGGAGACCAUCGCUUGGCUGGGUUCUGGCAUCGAAAUCAUCGAGAAAGAAUUGCCAGACCUGUCUUUCCACUCGGCACUUUCCACCGAGGUGAAGAGGAGCUUUGAACGCUUGUUGCUUUGGAAGAUUCUACGGGUCUUUAUCGAAAACGACGGAGUCCUGGAAGGCAAGCCAAAUGUCGACAAAGCCGUCAGGGAUAUACUAUCUCCAGAAGCCAACGGCUCGGAGGAUGCGCAUGCCGGCGCGUCGGUGACGGCCAUGCAGGCGGAUGCGGUUGAUGCGGGCUCCAUGGAGGCUAUUCGAGCCAGUUUGUUCAAGGGCGACCGGGAGUCAGCGGUUUGGUCUGCAGUCGACAAGCGCUUGUGGGGGCACGCCAUGCUCAUCGCCAAUACAGUGUCACCAGACCUGUACAAGCAAGUGACACAGGAAUUCGUGCGUAAGGAGGUGAACUACCAAGGUCACAACAACGAGUCCAUGGCAGCACUUUACAAGAUCUUAUCUGGCAAUUACGAGGACUGUGUCGACGAGCUUGUUCCGUCGCAUGCGCGCGCUGGCUUCCAGCUACUAUCAACCACCGGAGCAGCGUCCGGUCCUGCCAAGGAUGCCAUGGACGGGCUUGACAAGUGGCGCGAGACUUUGGCCCUCGUGUUGACCAACCGCAGCCAAGGCGAUGUGCAAGGCCUCAAGGCCCUUGGCAGCCUUCUGGCUAGCUACGGUCGCGCUGAGGCCGCGCACGUGUGCUUCAUCUUCAGCAAGUCUGCCUCAAUCUGCGGGGGACUCGACGACCCGACUGCGGACUUUGUCCUCCUGGGCUCCGACCACAAGCAACAGUCCUCACGCUUUGGUAAGGAGACUGAGGCACUCCAGCUCAGCGAGGUUUUCGAAUAUGGACUUUCGCUAGCAGGCGCCGUCGGAGGUCUCCCUCAUCUCGCUGGGUACAAGUUCCAGCAUGCCCUCACCCUUGCAGAGCAUGGUCAACGCGAUAAAGCUUUGCAGUACUGCGAGUCGAUUGCAACUGCCAUCUCUUCACAGACCAAGAGAUCGCCCUACUUCAAUCCAUAUGUAGCAGCUUGCGUGGAUGACCUGAUCGCUCGUCUCAAACAGGUACCGAAAGGGGAGUCUGGGUCGUGGAUCUCCAAACCCAGCAUGGGCAAGGUUUCGGAUAGCAUGUGGAACAAGUUCAACAAAUUCGUUGCCGGCGAUGACGAGCAACAGGGUGCUCCGGGAGCUGAUGGCAGCCCCUUUUCACACAUUGGAGGUGGUACACCCACAAUCAGCCGGUCCCCCUCCACCAACAAUUUCGAAACGUACGGUGCUCCCGCGCCCGCAUACGGAACGGUUGCUUCGCCCCCUGCCACUGCAGUGCCGUCCAAGUAUGCGCCCAUGAGUGCUUCGCCAUAUCAACCCUCGUCGCAAUAUGCCCCUGCACCAGCCGGAGCGCCGCAAGAGACAUCCUAUCCAGCUCAUGGUCACAGCUCAUACGCUCCCACAUCUGGUUACCAGCCAUCCGAGCCUAGCGGCGAAAUGCCGGCUUCGCCCAGCUACGAGGGCUACCAGCCUCAUGUCCAGCCCCAGUCACCAAACGUGCCUGGUAUUUCCGGUGCCCAUCAAGGGCGGGCGGAACCGCAGGGCGCUUAUAAUCCUCCUGACUAUGGAUACGCGCCUCCACAGGACCUCUCGGCUACUAAGCAAGAGGAUAACCAUGUGAACGAGCCUCGGUCAGGAGGAUAUGAGCCACCUGCUCAGCAAUCUUAUGGGUACGAGCCUCCAUCGUAUCAGCCCGAUUUCACUGCCGAUGACGAUGAGGACACCAAGCCAAAGAGGGGCACGAUGGAUGACGAAGACGAUGCACCAAGGCCAUCAUCUCAGCAAUCCAAAGCAGACAAAGACCGCGAAAAUGAGGAAAUGUUCCGGAAAGCGGCAGAAGAAGAUGCCAAGCGCGCUGAGGCGGAAAAGGCGAACAAGAAGGGCUGGGGUCUGAGCGGCUGGUUCGGUGGCAAGAAGCCUGCCUCGCCGAGCCCUGGCGAGAGCUCCAAAAAGCCCGUGCGCGCCAAUCUUGGAGAGGCGAGCAGCUUCGUCUAUGAUCCCGAUCUAAAGCGUUGGGUGAACAAGAAGCCCGGUGCAGAGAAUACUCCGGCCAAGACGGCCACGCCCCCUCCUCCUCGCGCUGGUCCCCCCGGCGCCAGAUCGGUAUCUGGCACGCCGCCGCCUCCUAUGAGUACACCUCCCCCUAUGCGGUCAGCUUCUGGAGGUCCGCCGCCUCGGUCUAUACCUUCUUCGAACACCUUGCCCAACCUCAAGGCCCCGGCCUCGAACGACAACAUGAGCAUGCCACCACCAUCUGCGCCCAUGGCCCGCUCCGUUUCCAGCCAGAGCGCCGGCGCACCUCCGAGCGCACCCCCCAGUCGACCCGGUACUAGUAUGAGCAAUGCGAGCAGCAUCGACGAUUUAAUCGGUGCUGCCGCACCUCGUAAGCCUGGUCAGAAGAAGGCCAGAAAGAGCGGCCGAUAUGUUGACGUAAUGGCCAAGUGA